This is a messenger RNA of Cheilinus undulatus (humphead wrasse), 1553 nucleotides long. It is a transcript of the gene sap30bp, whose product is annotated as SAP30 binding protein. The record is from RefSeq and is a predicted model, not a curated record. Gene Ontology annotation, cellular component: nucleus. Lineage: Eukaryota; Metazoa; Chordata; Actinopteri; Labriformes; Labridae. Gene Ontology annotation, biological process: regulation of DNA-templated transcription. The transcript has 11 exons. The coding region runs from base 30 to 962 and encodes 310 amino acids.
CAUUCGUUUAUGCGACGCACACAGCAGCAAUGGCGAGCGGUAAAAAGAGUGCUCUGCUCUCUUCUUUGGCAGAUUAUGGAGACGAUUCAGAGCCAGACUCAGAGCCAGAAACAGAAGAGACGGAGGGGCGAGGAGGAGGUCUGGUGUACGGUUAUGGCGAUGAUGACCUGAACCGAACUGAAGAGGGAGAGGACAAGGCGUCUGCAGAUGAAGACAGCAGAGAAAGCAACUCGGAAAUGGACGAAUCUGACGAGGGGAGGGACGCAGAUGAUGUUGAGAUUCCAGAAGCAGAAAGAAAGGACCCCAAUGAGCUAGUUGCUCUGUUCUCCGAGAAGGUGAGGAACAUGUCACCUGAUGAGAUCAGGAUUCCCCCCGAGCCCCCAGGACGCUGCUCCAGCCAGCUACAGGUACAAACAUCUUACCUGCUGAAGGACAAGAUCCACAAGCUGUACGAGAGGAAGCUCCAUGGCGAUUUUGACACAAACAGCCACAUACAGAAAAAGAAAGAAUUCAGAAACCCCAGCAUUUAUGAGAAGCUCAUUCAGUUUUGUGGUAUCGAUGAACUAGGAACCAACUACCCCAAAGACAUGUUCGAUCCUCACGGCUGGUCAGAAGACUCGUAUUAUGAAGCUCUGGCCAAAGCUCAGAAGGUGGAGAUGGACAAACUGGAGAAAGCCAAGAAGGAGCGGACAAAGAUCGAGUUUGUCACAGGAACAAAGAAGGGCACCAACCCCUCCAGCACAGCAGCCUCCACCACCAGCAGCAGCACCACCACCACCACAGAGGCUCAGAAGAGGAAAAGCAAGUGGGAUUCUGCCAUCCCCGUGACCCUCGCCCAGCCCACCCUCAUCACCACCACUGCAACCCUGCCUGCCGUCGUCUCUGUGACAACCACAGCCAGCGGCACCAAGACGACCGUCAUCUCUGCAGUGGGGACAAUCCUGAAGAAAGCGAAGCAGUGAAGACGCAGAGCCAGCCCGCUGUUGAUGGUCUUUGUUAUUGUGGAGAGAGGACGAAGGAAGUGAUGGACACUCUUAAAAGAGCUGCAGAUGAACUCUGGUACACGUGGACUAUCUUAAAACUGCCUUUAUGUCUGGAUUGUAUCUGCACUACUACAUCCAUAGCUGUACUAAUUAUUAUUAGGGGGGUCAGUGGUGGCUGAAGCCAAGCUUAGCAUGUCACAAAAGCCAAAUGCUCUGGUUGGUAAAUUCACUCCUCUUAAAAUUAACUACUUCAUGAUCUCACCUGUUAUUUUUUUAUAUUUAUGUCCAACACAGUCAAGCAGAACAAAAGUGACAAUUGUUAGAAAGGAAAAUGGCCCCAAACAGACUGGAUGGAGAUAUCUGACCUGAUCUGUUUAUUAUCUAUGCAGUUCUGGCUCAGUAUUUCCAUGACACCUGUAGCCAUUCUGACUCGUAGCUCUAUGAUUCCAUCAUUUUUCAGCUUUUUUUGUUCUCCACUGAUAUGUAAACAUUGGUGAGGUUAGAUUUUUUUACACUUGUACAUAUGUAUUGAUAGGAAGUGGAAUAAAUGGAUCAGAUGUUUCCUUUUCA